AUGCGCAAAUGCACCCCCACCAGCCCCCCAAAAACAAAGCCCCCUGUGAAAGUGCACCCCCACGAAAAGAAAACCCACAGCAUCCAGGUCCUAGAACAUGCCCGACACCCAUACCCCUGCCAAAUGCAGCCCCGCAAGGAGACCCACCCCGAGGCCCACAAAAGGCAAAGAGAGCCCACAGAGCCAAAACCAAAAGCCAUCAGGAAGUCGAGACCAGUCCACCCCGAGACCAACCCCAGCCAGCCCGCACACUCGAACCAUGCAGACCCCUCCGAACCCCCUCCCUCAGACAGAAAAGGGACUGGCAUCAGUAACCGGAACCAAGACAAGGAACCAGAAACUGAGCCGGAACCACCCAAGACCAAACAACGCCCACACCCAUCCAAGGCCAACCACCCCAGAAGGAAACCUACACCCACCCCAACAUUUGAACAACUCCCAGAGCACAUAAGACAUUGGACACCCAGGUUGACCCCACCUCACCCCCUCCCGCAGACCCUCCACCCCACCAGCAGAAUGUACUCCUUGAAGGAAGGAGCACCUGCAAUGAGAUGGGACCUACCCACUAGUUUCGGAGGCCCCUAUGCCCACCGAUGCACCAAAGGUCUCCGAGCCAGGGCUGGGUGCCCGGGAAUGCAGCAGCCCAAAACCCCGGCGACAUACCCGCCAGGACCCAAGACCGCCAAGGCCCAACCAGGACCCCAGCCUGGGGGGGGGUGA
Messenger RNA from Girardinichthys multiradiatus, 720 nucleotides. RefSeq names its product extensin-like. The transcript has a single exon. The record is from RefSeq and is a predicted model, not a curated record. The coding region runs from base 1 to 720 and encodes 239 amino acids. NCBI's taxonomy places the organism in Eukaryota, Metazoa, Chordata, Actinopteri, Cyprinodontiformes, Goodeidae.